AUGACAUCUCCCAAGCUCCAAGCUAGAAGACUGGACCUGCAAAGACAGUUGAAGAAGAUCUUGGCCAUUCUCAACAAGGAGUAUCUCACUGUACCAAACUCGGAGGCCCGCCUCAAGAUCGCUGUAUAUUUGCACAAGUAUAUUGCCACUCUGGACCAAAUGAAGGCCAUUGCAGCCUUGAUUUGGACGAUGGACACUCUCUUGGGUGACGUUCAUCCUCGUCACUGUGGUCCUAAUUCGAUCUAUUCUCUGGGUCUGCAGUACAGCAAUCUUGUCAGGAGCUCUCCGCUUUGUCUAAAGACGCAACUGGAUUCCGCCGUUGACAUUCCGGAUCCCUGGGACAACCGUCUGUCCCCCAAUCGAUGCCCACUGGAACUUCUCGUCCACCCUGGCGAGUUGAGAGAGGAAGAGUAUACCAGUGGUGUUGAUAUGAUACUCGAUGCUGACUCUGUUGGCGAACUCACCCGUCGUCUAGAUCUCAGCAUAGGGGAGACCGGUAUUUCGGUUCACAAGUCGAACCCUGGGCUCAGAUGCAGCUCUGUUCUCUCCCGCCGCCUCCAUGAGGUUGGGCUACAGAAGCUUGUCGAUUACCACAAAUCAACGCCAAAGACCUCCCGAAUGCCGGAUUUGCAGUAUUGGUACUCCGACGGGCGGGCUUUUUCACGAGUUUCGAGCUCUUAUAUGAGCUUCAAUGGUUCAUCUAUCCUGCUGUUCUGGGAAGGUUCCCCUUUUACAGUUUACGAAAGGCGAUUUGCACCUAGCAGCUCUGUAAACGGCAAAAUUCUUUUUGGAGUUGAGCUUGAAUUCUACACAGCAAUUAAGCCAGAUAUCAGUAGUCAACCCAGCCUACUGAUUGAUCCCUCUCCCGAGGAUGACAGACAAAUUGGCAACGGUUCUACCAACAAAAGAGCUGGCCGAAUAGCAGAAAUGAUUACAAGCAAAGGGCGGUUGGCUUUGGCAAGGUCACAAGUGCCCCCUGACACACCCGGUUGGCGAAUUAGCCUUGCUAAGCAUGGUAUUGUCCCUAUUCCUGGCAUCGAUCCCGUUUAUCAGGUAUGGACUGUUUUGCCUGAUUACUCUGUCACCAACUGGGAAGACUGGGCAGGCUACGCGGGAGUGGAUGGGAUGGAAGUAGUGAGCCCUGUUCUGGCAGACAUACCAACGGACUGGGAGAACGUCGUCGAUAUGUUGAGCAUCCUGCGAAACAACUUCAGACAGUUUGUACCCAAUUCAUGCGGCUUCCACAUUCCUGACAUAGGCAAGUGCUGCAUCAGUUUAAGCAAGUGCGACUUCGAUUCUGCCGUUGGCACAGAGUACAACGGGACCGUCAAGUUCCGUUUCCUCGAGGGUACACUAGAUCCGGAACUAAUUGCUGACAGAGUCGCAGCAAUGUCAGAGCUGGAGGAGCACAAAGGUCAAAAAGAUCGACGCGGUGAACAUCAAGGGCUCCUUUCUCGAAUUGAAGACACACAAAUCAAUACCCUCCGUAACGAUCUAUGCCAGAGGGAGAUAAGUCUUCCAUGCCUAGCUGCUAAAAAGGGUGUCGUCCAAGAGCCUGGGACCGCACAGAAUCCAAGCAACCUGGAGGAGAGGCUCGAGAGGAAGACAAAGAUGCACGCGCAUCUACCUGAUGCGCGUCCUUGA
Molecule: messenger RNA, 1644 nt
Organism: Fusarium venenatum
Lineage: Eukaryota; Fungi; Ascomycota; Sordariomycetes; Hypocreales; Nectriaceae
Source: RefSeq, a predicted model, not a curated record